This is a messenger RNA of Encephalitozoon cuniculi GB-M1, 513 nucleotides long. RefSeq lists its product as uncharacterized. The transcript has a single exon. The record is from RefSeq and is marked provisional. Lineage: Eukaryota; Fungi; Microsporidia; Unikaryonidae. Gene Ontology annotation, molecular function: protein binding. The coding region runs from base 1 to 513 and encodes 170 amino acids.
AUGAUUGUAAGGGCAAUAAACUACGAAAGCCUUCAUAUCGACGACCGAUUUGGGAGCAUAGAGGAACUAAAGACCAAGAUAAGCCAAAAGUAUGGCAUUCCCAUCAAUUCCCAGCACAUAAUAUUCAACGGCAAGUUCUAUGUCCUGGGCAUAUUCGACUCGCCUUUGACAGUUUCUUCUGACACAUACACUAAUCCACUUGGAUGCUUUGGAUGCCCUGAUAGUCUUUUUAAUGAUCUUGCAGGCAAUGGUAUGACCACCGACGAAAUCAGAGAAUAUGCAUUUCCUCACAAGGAUGACCCGGCAAAGAGGGAGGGCCCGGACUUAUCCAGUGUCAUAGACACCAGGGCUAUAGCAAAGAGGAUUACUGAGAAUCGGUACGAAGAUGCCUAUAAAAUACCUAAUGACCUCAGUGAAAAGGAAAAGACCAUAAUUAUGGAAAGCUCAGGCGAAUACAUUGAUUUAGUUUUGAAGCAGAUCAAGGAGAUUCUUCGUUCUAACACUAAAUAUUAG